Molecule: messenger RNA, 498 nt
Organism: Drosophila innubila
Lineage: Eukaryota; Metazoa; Arthropoda; Insecta; Diptera; Drosophilidae
Gene: Vm32E
Product: vitelline membrane protein Vm32E
Exons: 1
Coding region: 25-285 (86 amino acids)
Source: RefSeq, a predicted model, not a curated record
CAGACCUUCAAAUAACCAUUGACCAUGAAGUUGAUUAUUACAAUUCUUAUCGUGGGAUUUGCCGCCCUCGCCGCAGGCUCCUGUUCCAGCGAACCCGGUGUCCCCUCGCCGCCUUGUCCUCAGAACUAUUUGUUCAGCUGCCAACCGAAUCUGGUGCCAGUGCCGUGUAGUGCUCCACCUGCAGCAGCUCCAGCUGCCAGCUAUGGAUCCUCCGGAGCCUACAGCGAACCGAAUCCUCACUACGCUUACAUUCCCGAACAUCUACGAGAAUAUUAUUACCAAUAGAUAGAUAAAUCAAUCUACUAUCAUCGAUGACGACCCCACGCAUAUGGAUUAUAUCACUUUUCUUAUACAUAAAUCAUUUAUAUUUAUUAUACACAAUAUUAAUUGUAUCUCUUGUACUAUGACUUGACUAACUUAGGUAGGUGAUGACACAAUAUGAAAUAGGAAUGUUAUAUAAAUACAUAUAUAGGCAAAUACAUUAUCAGCUAAAUUUCA